AUGGCUAACGAACGAAUCGCGAACGGGUAUACCCUUGUAGACUCGGACCGCGAUGUACACGAACAUGAGUUCGACCUGGACGUGCACCUCGCCUCGCUCGCGGAGAAGAGACGGCUAUGGUGGCGGAACGCACUCAUCAAUACGUUCUUCAUAGCUUCUUGGUUUGUAUUUGCCACUGUGCUGUCGGUGUAUAACAAAUGGAUGUUCGCGCCGGAACACUUUGGCUUUCCCUCGCCGCUCUUUGUCACCACACUUCAUAUGAUGGUCCAGUUCCUCCUCGCGACACUCUUGAGGCUUGUGUGGCCGCGACGUUUCCGUCCAGAACUUAGUCCUUCUAAACUAGAUUAUCUGCGCAAAGCUGUACCGACAGGCAUUACUACAUCACUAGAUAUCGGACUCUCUAAUCUCUCUCUGAAAAUGAUCACGCUCUCCUUCUAUACCAUGUGCAAGUCAUCGUCUCUAAUAUUUGUGCUACUCUUCGCGUUCCUCUUUCGCCUUGAGAGGUUUUCCUUCAUCCUCGUCGGCGUCAUUGCCCUCAUAUGCGUCGGCGUGCUACUAAUGGUCGCCACCGAGACGCACUUUGUCCUCCCGGGGUUCAUCCUGAUCAUGAGUGCGAGCGCACUGGGUGGGUUCCGCUGGAGCCUCACGCAGCUGCUUUUGCGGAGCAAGAACAUGGGUUUUGACAGCCCCGUAGCGACGUUGUUUUGGCUCGCACCGAUCAUGGCGGUGACACUGGGCUCACUGACGCUCAUCGUCGACGGGUGGUCGAAAAUAUUCAGCAACCACUUUUUCAGCGGCGGAUCGGAGACGUUGCGGACGUGCUUCUUCCUGAUCUCGCCCGGCGUGGUGGCGUUCUGCAUGGUGCUGAGCGAAUUCUACAUCCUGCAGCGAGCGGGCGUGGUGCCGAUGUCGAUCGCGGGCAUAGCAAAGGAAGUGACGACCAUCACGAUCUCGGCGUGGGUCUUCGGAGACGAGCUCACACCGCUGAACAUCACUGGAGUUGCGGUUACGGCGUGCGGUAUCGCGCUUUAUACGUACCACAAGUACCGCAAGUCCAUGGACGCGAGCGUCCCGCUCGAUGCUCAUGGGAACCCGGUCGAGGACGUCGGCGAGGAUUGCCGUCGCCCAGGCGAACUGGAGAACGGGCACAUCAAUCUCGAAGAGACGCUGCGACUCGCGGUGACGGCGGAGUCAAGGGCGAGUCUGAGCGACGAUUCGCACCCGGAACACGCCGCACGGACAAGUGCGCCGGAGCUGCUAUUUGACGUCGGGAGCGAGGAUGAUGAAUCCCACAGUCCCGCCGAAAACACCAGCCGCCGUAGUGAUCCCUCGCAGCCGCCGUCGUACGUUCCGGACGCUUCCCAGGAUAUGGAGAACGUGUGGGGCAAGUAG
Molecule: messenger RNA, 1392 nt
Organism: Sparassis crispa
Lineage: Eukaryota; Fungi; Basidiomycota; Agaricomycetes; Polyporales; Sparassidaceae
Exons: 7
Coding region: 1-1392 (463 amino acids)
Biological process (GO): UDP-glucose transmembrane transport
Cellular component (GO): cis-Golgi network; endoplasmic reticulum-Golgi intermediate compartment; Golgi apparatus
Molecular function (GO): antiporter activity
Source: RefSeq, a predicted model, not a curated record